UGUCACACGCCGCAGCACUUAAGGCAGCAUCGCCAGCACCCCCCCUCACCCCUACCCCACACCACACACACCGCCAUCAUGUCCGACGACGACUGGGACGUUGACGUCGACACCCCGUCGACCUCGACCCCGCAGCCGACCAUCGCGCUGCCCAAGCCCACGCAGAACAAGUGGGCCGGCGAGGACGAGGAGGAGGACGACUGGGACGUGUCCGAUUCCGAGAAGAAGGCCGCCCCCGCCCCCAAGACGGGCGCCACCGCGGCCCCGCCCAAGAAGAAGAUGACGCUCAAGCAGAAGCUCGCUGAGAAGGAGCGUCUGGCUGCCGAGGCUCGCGAGCGCGGCGACACCAACGACCUCAUCGACGAGCGGACAGAGCAGGACAGGCGGCGAGAGGCGCGCCAGAAGGAGCUGGACUCUGACCUGGCCGUCGCGUCCGACCUGAUGGGCGACCUGUCUGUGGACCGCAGCGAGGCGCUCAAGGCGGUCCUCACGGCCAAGCCGGUGACCAAGGCCGACUUUGCCGAGCUGAGCCGCAACAUUGUCGUGGCCAUCACGAGCAAGCACGAGACCAACGGGCUGUACCCCGGCUUUGUGGAGCAGCUGGCCAAGGACCUCGUCGAGUCGCUCUCGGCCGUGCAGACGCGCAAGGUGUCGUCGUCGCUCUCGGUUAUCGGCAACACCAAGCAGCAGGAGGAGCGCGACAAGGCGUCGGGCAAGAAGAAGGGCGGCGCGGCCAAGCCCAAGCUCGGCGCCACCAAGGCGCUCGGCUCAAAGGUCGACACCGAGGCGUACGACGACGUCCUCGACGACGACGACUUUAUGUAGAGUGGUACAUUGCAUGUAGCGCGAAUGAGCGGCGGGCGUAGCCCGGCCGCUCUGGCAUUGGCCUAG
This is a messenger RNA of Vanrija pseudolonga, 891 nucleotides long. RefSeq names its product Eukaryotic translation initiation factor 3 subunit J (gene eif3j). The coding region runs from base 79 to 825 and encodes 248 amino acids. NCBI's taxonomy places the organism in Eukaryota, Fungi, Basidiomycota, Tremellomycetes, Trichosporonales, Trichosporonaceae. Gene Ontology annotation, molecular function: translation initiation factor activity. Gene Ontology annotation, cellular component: eukaryotic translation initiation factor 3 complex; cytoplasm. The record is from RefSeq and is a predicted model, not a curated record. The transcript is spliced from 4 exons.